ACGCAGGAAGCCACGUUACCGUUGACUAAUGUGAACAGACCUCGGGACAGAGAGUACCUGCUCACAGUGAACACAUCUGCACACAGGAUGGUCGGAACGGCUCACAUCGUGGACACGCUGAUCCUGCUUUCUUUUAUCAGAACAGGUGUAGAUGGAGGAGGCGAUCUGACAUUUGCACAGGGGAGUUACGAUAUCACAUUUCCCUGUGAAGAGGACACAGUCUGCUUUCAUAUGUGGAAGCUCAGCAGAAGCCAAAGUCAGAACAUCGCCAUCAUCAGUAAUGGAGAGAUCCAGAGAUUCAAAUCAGAGGAAAAGAGCUGCACUCUACGAAUGGAACAUCUCACAACAGAGGAUGUCGGACGUCUUCACUGCCAUCAAAGGUCAAACGGCCUCUCUACUAAGACCUUGAUCUCUCCCCUGGAGUUAAAACACCUGCCCGGCAAAACAGUGUCACUGCAGUGUGUUUUACUCUCCUUCGUGGAGAACGGACAUUGCCUCACCAUUCGAGAGCAGGAGAUCAGCCUGACGUGGGUGGACGAAGCCAACGCUGAGAUACAAGGCGACGGCCAGCAUCGGAUAACUCAGCGGUCCCCUUGUGAUGUAACUCUGACUGUCGCCUUUCAAAGUCCUGAGCGCGUGAAGUUCAGGUGUCAGGCGACUGUGAAUGGACGGGUCCUGACUUCAGUGGAGCUGUGGGUCAGAGCUGCAGCUCCGAAAGGGAAGGGAAGAGGCCUGGUCAUAGAACCUGAAAAUCAAGGUCGUAACCAGGACACGAUCGGGGCGGCUGUGGGGGUGGCCGGCUGUGUGGUUUUGUCCGCGGCGGUUGCAGUGUUUGUUCUGAACAGAAGAAGAACAAACAACCAGCUGCCCGACGAGCCCUGUUCAGACGAGUACAGUACAAUCAACGUCAUGAAUACAGAUGAUGUCAUCUACGCUGAAAUUAUUCUCCCCGGCGGCCCUGACAGAGUGUGGGUCCCUGACUUGGAGUCCACUGAAUACUCCUGUGUCCAAUACAAAUAGUCUUCUGUCCAAUAUAUAUAUCUAUAUAUAUAUGGUACAGUGUAUUUUUACUUUGUUUGUGAGCUCCACUUGUGCCACUGCCGUACAUCCCAAUACUGUGAAACACUCCACAUCAGAUCAAUGUACUGUUACUGUAGCUAACAAAUACGUCUAUGAGGUAUUUUGCUAUUUACUUUGAUGAUUUGGUGCUGAGAUAUGAAAAGAUGUGAGAGGUAUUUGACCAAUCUACCUCAAUGCAUUUACUUAUGUUUUUUAGGAAUGACCGGCUUUUAAACAGCAGGUGAACAGUGUGUGUACAAUUACGUGUAAAUCAAGAGGCCAACAUGUGUAUUUUCAUUUAUGUUUCUGACUGAUUUCUCUGCAAACGUGUAUUCACGUUCCAGUCUAUAAUAAAAACUUUACUCUUACUCAUA
Hippoglossus stenolepis (Pacific halibut) is the source of this 1433-nucleotide messenger RNA. RefSeq lists its product as uncharacterized. Bases 88 to 1020 code for a protein of 310 amino acids. The transcript has 7 exons. NCBI's taxonomy places the organism in Eukaryota, Metazoa, Chordata, Actinopteri, Pleuronectiformes, Pleuronectidae. The record is from RefSeq and is a predicted model, not a curated record.